AUGUACCCAAACAGCAGCGCCCAUCCACGCAACCCGGCCAACCCGAGGUCUGCAUAUGACACCUCCGCAUCCACCGGUGCCAGCGACGACCAGUAUGCAGGCUACCAGCAGACUGCAGGCUUUAGUAACGUCGGAGUCGGAGGCUACAACUAUGGCAGCGGAAUGAGCUUGUACAACACCACCUCGCCAUCGCUUCCAUCCGCAUCCCGUCGCACCUCCAACCCCAAGACCUCGUCCCCGGCAGCCGCUUCGGCUUCGUCGGUCGCCAACACGUCUCCGUCCGCCUACUACCCCCGCCAGUCUGCAUCGAGCCAGGCCGAUGUCACCCAGUCGCCGUACCAGCAGUCUGGUUCGGCCGCUCUUCCUCAUAGCGCAUCCCAGCACCCCCAGUACGGCUACUACCCUUAUUACGACCAGCAGUCCCAGCACCACGGCAGCGGUGGCCAGUGGCAACAGCACUACAAUGCCCCGUCUAGCUUUGCUCAGCAGCCCGUUCAGCAGCGCCAGACCUCGUCCGGCGCCCUGUCCACUGUUCCCGGCUCGGCAGUCGGCUCGAGCGAGCAGUCGCAUGCGUCCCAGGCCCGUGGCAGCUCGUUUGACUACUCGGCCGCUGGCCAGCAGUCUUCGUCGUCGUACCAGAACUGGGAUUCUUCGCGCCAGCCCGCCAGCCACCAGCAGUGGCAGCAGCAGCAGCAACAGCAGCAGGCGGCCCAGGCUCAGCCUGCCGCAAGUGGCCAGCAGUCGGCCACCCAGGCCCAACAGGCGGCCCAGCAGCGUCCUCCUGGAAGCAGCAGCGGCCAGUCCAGCGCUUCUGUUGUGAGCCCGUGGCAAAACUAUGGUAGCCACCACCCCUUCCCUCCUCCUCCCCAGCCCGUCCCCCAGAUGGGUGGCCAGCUCCCUCCGGGCCAGUAUGGCGGUUGGAACCAGCAGCAGUGGGGCGGUCAGCAGCAAUACUAUCCUCCCGCCGCCCAGCACCAAGUCCAGCAGCCCUCCCCCGUCGCUGCAGCUGCUCCGGCUCCGGCCGCCGCUGCCCCUGCCGCCCCGGCCGCCAGCAGUGGUGGCAGCAAGAAGAAGAGCAGCAAGAAGGAGGCCGCCGCCGCCGCCGCUGCCGCUGCCCCCUCGGAACCUGUUCUCGGCAAGCGCUCCUCUGACGCUGCUCCCGAGGAGGAGGUCAAGGAAACCAAGUCCAAGAGCAAGAAGAAGAAGGACGAGGACAAGCCUGCUCCCAAGGCCCCUCUCAAGUCGCCCCUCAAGUUCCCGCCUCCCGCUCCGUCCGCUUGGCAGCUCUUCUUCAACGACGAGCUCAACAAGGCCAAGGCCAAGGCUCAGGCCGAGGCAGGCACCUCGCCCGGUGGCACACCGAUCCACCCCAAGCUCAACGUCGCCCACAUUGCCAAGGAGGCCGGCGAGGCUUACCAUGCGCUGUCGGAUGACCGCAAGGGCUUUUACGCUCGCAAGGUUGAAGAGGGCAAGAUCCAGUACGCCAAGGACCGCGCCGCGUGGGAGGCCACUCUCACGCCUGAAGACAUCAAGGCCGAGAACGCGUACCGCGCUCAGAUGCGCAAGGAGGGCAAGUCGCGCAAGGGCAACCUCAAGGACCCCAACGCACCCAAGAAGCCCCUCUCCGCUUAUUUCCUGUUCCUCAAGGGUAUCCGCGAGAACGACGAUCUCCGAAAGCAAGUGUGGGGUGAAGAGACUGAGACUACUAGACAGAGUGUGCUCGCCGCCGAGCGCUGGCGUGGUCUGUCUGACGAAGAAAAGAGGCCGUACCUCCAGCAAGCUGAGAAAGACAAGCAAGACUACGAAGCGCUCCGCAAGAUUUAUGAAGAUGAGGCUGCGGCCCGUGCACGUGGUGAAGACUGGCUUGACGUGGACACAUCCCUCGAGAUUGACGAGUUUCAUGGCUUUGACGACAUGGAUCUCACCGGUCUCGAGGACAUGACAGGCCACGGUGAUACGGACCAAGGUCGAUGGGACGACUUGCAGUACAUGGAAGGAGGAGCAGAAGAACCCCCCGCCCCCGAUGCCAAGCACGAUACCAACCCAGCAGAUGCACCACUACUACUACCAACCACCGAUGUUACCGAGCCCACCCCGGUCGAUGCGUCGACCGAAGUCUCGGCAACCACCACCUCUGUCGACUUUCCAGUUGACGUCUCCGUCCUCGUUGCACCGCUAGAAGAUGUUGUUGUUGCAGCACCUUUCUCAGUGGUAGCGAUCGACAUGGCUGCGGCCGCAAUCGGUGGUACAUCGGAGUAA
Apiotrichum porosum is the source of this 2259-nucleotide messenger RNA. RefSeq names its product exp1-like protein (gene EXP1). Bases 1 to 2259 code for a protein of 752 amino acids. The record is from RefSeq and is a predicted model, not a curated record. The transcript has 5 exons. Lineage: Eukaryota; Fungi; Basidiomycota; Tremellomycetes; Trichosporonales; Trichosporonaceae.